GCUUCCACCCUCCAUCUGAACUCCUCUUCAGAUAGCAGAUAUUGACUGGUUUUCUGAGCAGCAGUGCAGAUAUGAAGGUGGCGAUUGCGGUCUUGUGUCUGAUGUGGCUGUGCUCGUGUGAGAGCCGCAGGCUGGGUCGCUGUGAUGUUGUCCGCAUCUUCAAGAAUGAGGGACUUGAUGGAUUUGAGGGAUUCUCACUUGGCAACUACGUGUGCAUGGCCUACUGGGAAAGCAAGUUUAAGACCCACAGAGUGCGUUCAGCUGAUGUUGGAAAAGACUAUGGGAUCUUCCAGAUUAACAGUUUCAAAUGGUGCGAAGAUGGCACUCCAGGUGGAAAGAACCAAUGCAAAGUUCCCUGUUCAGAUUUGCUUCAGGAUGACCUGAAGGCUUCAGUUAAAUGUGCAAAGCUCAUUGUGAAAACCGAAGGACUGAAAUCAUGGGACACCUGGGAUAGUUACUGUAAGGGGCGUAAGAUGUCACGCUGGGUGAAAGGUUGUGAGGAGCACUAAUAAAGCCUUGAUUGCUCUAUCUAAUUAUCUAUAAUGCUUUCAGAUUAUGUACUAAUGCUUUUAAACUCUUGGUUGAUGUGACUUUUAAAACUAAAGACUUUGUCAUUAUUACCAUUUGUGACCUUGAUCUUGAGAUGUGUAUUAAAACAUCUUCCAAAAUUGUUAAUCAUUUGUGCUUUGCAGUGCUUUUCAGUCUCACAUUUGGCUAAAGCUUAUGCAGCAGCAAAUUAUGACAGAUUUGUUUGAUACUAGUAGAUAGUAGCAGAGGGCUGCUUUUAUUAAAAAUGGAAUAAUCAGUAAACACAAAUUGAUUGAACAGUACUUUUAAUAUUGUACUGGUCUCCCUCAAUGUCUAUGCCCAUUGUGUUUUAUAUGCAAUUUCAGGUGAAUUAACUACAACUAUAUGAACACAUGCAUAUCACUGUAAAAAAAAAAUGUAAUAAAAAAUAAAGGCAAAAUUUACA
Molecule: messenger RNA, 973 nt
Organism: Carassius gibelio (silver crucian carp)
Lineage: Eukaryota; Metazoa; Chordata; Actinopteri; Cypriniformes; Cyprinidae
Gene: lyz
Product: lysozyme
Exons: 4
Coding region: 72-509 (145 amino acids)
Molecular function (GO): lysozyme activity
Source: RefSeq, a predicted model, not a curated record